UGGCGACGCCGGCGGCCCAUCUCCUAGGCAACCAUUAGCUCCGCCCGUCGGCCCUUUAACCUUUAGGGUGCGCGGCCGGCGCGUCCCACUCGCUCGCCUCUUCCCCCCUCCCUCCAGUUCCCUUCCCCCUUCGCGCUGCGUGUGGGGCCGGAAGCGAAGAUGGCGGCCGCGGCUGCUGGCGCGGCUUCGGCGGAUCUGGUGAUCGGCUGGUGCAUAUUCGGCCUUUUACUGCUGGCUAUUUUGGCAUUCUGCUGGAUUUAUGUUCGUAAAUACCAAAGUCAGCGGGAAAGUGAAGUUGUCUCCACCAUAACAGCAAUUUUUUCUUUGGCUAUUGCACUUAUUACAUCAGCACUUCUACCAGUGGAUAUUUUUUUGGUGUCUUACAUGAAAAAUCAAAAUGGUACAUUUAAGGCCUGGGCUAAUGCUAAUGUCAGCAGACAGAUUGAGGAUACAGUAUUAUAUGGCUACUAUACUUUAUAUUCUGUUAUACUAUUCUGUGUUUUCUUCUGGAUCCCUUUUGUUUACUUCUACUUUGAAGAAAAGGAUGAUGAUGAUAGCAAUAAAUGCACUCAAAUUAAAACAGCAUUCAAGUAUACUUUGGGUUUUGCUGUGAUUUGUGCACUUCUUCUUUUAGUUGGUGCUUUUGUUCCUUUGAAUGUUCCCAAUAACAAAAAUACUACAGAGUGGGAAAAAGUGAAGUUCCUGUUUGAAGAGCUUGGAAGUAGCCAUGGUUUAGCUGCAUUGUCAUUUUCCAUUAGUUCUUUGACCUUGAUUGGAAUGUUGGCAGCUAUAACUUACACAGCUUAUGGAAUGUCAGCACUACCUUUAAAUUUAAUAAAAGGUACUAGAAGUGCAGCUUAUGAACGUUUAGAAAACACUGAAGAUAUUGAAGAAGUGGAGCAGCAUAUCCAGACAAUUAAAUCAAAAAGCAAAGAUGGUCGACCUUUGUCAGCAAGGGAUAAACGUUCCUUAAAACAAUUUGAAGACAGAUUACGGACACUUAAAAAGAGAGACAGGCACUUAGAAUUCAUUGAAAAUAGCUGCUGGACAAAAUUUUGUGGUGCUUUGCGUCCUCUGAAGAUCAUUUGGGGAAUAUUUUUUAUCCUAGUUGCAUUGCUAUUUGUAAUUUCUCUCUUCCUAUCAAAUUUGGAUAAAGCUCUGCAUUCAGCUGGCAUAGAUUCUGGCUUCAUAAUUUUUGGAGCUAACCUGACUAAUCCACUGAAUAUGCUUUUACCAUUACUACAAACAGUUUUUCCUCUUGAUUAUAUUCUUAUAACUGUUAUUAUCAUGUACUUUAUUUUUACUUCAAUGGCGGGGAUUCGAAAUAUUGGCAUAUGGUUCUUUUGGAUUAGAUUAUAUAAAAUCAGAAGAGGUAGAACCAGGCCCCAGGCACUCUUAUUUCUCUGCAUGAUACUUCUGCUUAUAGUACUUCAUACUAGCUACAUGAUUUAUAGUCUUGCUCCUCAAUAUGUUAUGUAUGGAAGUCAAAAUUAUUUAAUAGAGAGCAAUAUAACCUUUGAUGGUCAUAAAGGUAAUUCCACUCCUUCUGUGUCAAAGAGGUGUGAUGCUGAUGCUCCAGAAGAUCAAUGCACUGUUACCCGGACAUACCUGUUCCUUCACAAGUUUUGGUUCUUUAGUGCUGCAUACUAUUUUGGCAACUGGGCCUUCCUUGUGGUCUUCUUGAUUGGAUUAAUUGUAUCCUGCUGUAAGGGAAAGAAAUCAGUCAUUGAAGGAGUAAAUGAAGAUGAGUCAGAUUUAAGUGAUGAUGAGCCUUCUGUCUAUUCUACCUGAUCACCUUCUUAAAAGUUUUUUUUAAAGCAGACUGAAUAUCUAUUAUGCAUUUUUAAAGUAUUAAAUUUCAUUAGAAUGAAACAACUAGCUUUCGUCAAACAAGAGAGCAUGACUAUUAAAAAAAAAGCUAUUUUUCAUGUUUUCAGAAUUAACAGUAUUUGUCAUAGGUUAACACUUAAAAUUGCUAUAAUAAUACUGUGUAAAUAUAAAACUACCAGCUUGUGAGGGAAUGUUUGUAGACAUUUUUCCUUUAAUAUAUAAUAGUGUUAAAAAUCUUUGGAACUUAAUAAUCUCUUUGUUACUUUCCAAAAGCCAAAUAAAUCACUUAUAUCUGUGACUUCGCA
Molecule: messenger RNA, 2135 nt
Organism: Suncus etruscus (white-toothed pygmy shrew)
Lineage: Eukaryota; Metazoa; Chordata; Mammalia; Eulipotyphla; Soricidae
Gene: LMBRD1
Product: LMBR1 domain containing 1
Exons: 16
Coding region: 160-1791 (543 amino acids)
Biological process (GO): protein localization to vacuole
Cellular component (GO): vacuolar membrane
Source: RefSeq, a predicted model, not a curated record